CUGUAGACCCUGCUGGACUGGAGGACAGAUGCAGUGAGGACAUGCUGUAGACAUGUGGAUUAUGUUAACCUGCGUGCUGGGCUGUCUAUCGCUGCAGGACCCUCUCAACAGGGGACUAUUUGUGGAUGGGCAACAGACAGAUAUGGACCAUCUGUUAGAGAAGGACUCUCUACACAUCGACCAUCAAGAUGCUGCGGUCCACAGUCAUGGCUUUGUACUUGUUGAAGAACCUCACAUCAUGUUGGCCACUAACAAAAGAGACAGAAGAGUUUAUGACAUGGAACCCUCUCCAGACAUCGAAAAGUCAGAUGAAAACAUCCAAACUAAUUCAACAGACUCAGCCUCAUACAGUGGAGACAACCUAAGCUCACUGGAGUCACUGACACAAAUGUCUGAGGAGAAAUCUCAUAAACAUAAUCUACGGAUGGAUGGGAACAUGAUUCCAGUGAUGACGUCAAAGGAGUAUUGGGAGACAAAUAGCCAUGACCCUUUAGGAAACAAUAAUGGGGGGCAGCAUUCCAGUCUGCUGCACAUGGAGUCCUUGGCAUCUGUUGGUGCUGUCGGAACAGGGCUCAUCAUUUAUGGAUCAGACAACAGAAUCUACCAAAUCCACAGGGGACCUUCUGGUCUAACAGGAGCACCGGGACAGAGAGGAUGUGCUGGGAGAGAAGGCUUUGUUGGAUUCAAAGGAGACAAGGGCUCUGCAGGUAUUCCAGGCUUGGAUGGGAGGAGAGGGGAUCCGGGGCCUCCAGGACCUGCAGGACUUCCCACUCUCUACCUAUGGGGGUCUGAGGAGGACUGGACUGGUUUUAGAAGAUCAGCCUUCUAUCAGAUGCUAAGAGUUGGCUGGCCGGUGCAGCCUGGCCCACCUGGACCAAUGGGGGAAAUUGGCCCCUCUGGCCCUCCAGGUAUUCCUGGAGCUGCUGGGAGCAGAGCGACACCAGGACAGAGAGGGGACAUGGGUUACCAUGGGCAUAAGGGCGCCCCAGGUCCGACAGGGAGGGGGGGCAGGAAUGGCAAUCAAGGAGAGGAUGGUCACUGUGGGCCACCAGGGCUACCUGGACUGCAGGGUCCCAGAGGCUUUACGGGAGAAGGGGCUUCUCAGGGGGUAAGAGGAGAGAAGGGAUUCCCUGCUGAGCCUGGACCGACCGGGGACAGAGGGAGAGUUGGGGAGAAGGGAUAUAGAGGGGAACCAGGAGAAGAUGGACCUGCUGGCCUUCCUGGUUUUGUAGGUAGACGAGGCCAUCAGGGGCGUCCUGGACCUGCAGGGCCACAGGGAGACUCUGGACCUGAUGGGAUGAAGGGUCCUCCAGGACCAGAGGGUGCACCAGGGGCCACAGGUGGUGUAGGACGUCCCGGACUGAAUGGGUCUGAGGGGGAUCAAGGUCCAACUGGUCCAAGGGGCCGGAAAGGUCCCCCAGGCCUGUCCGGAGCAGCUGGAGAGACUGGCUCACCUGGACCUCGAGGGGCUCAGGGUCAGCAAGGAAACGGUGGCCCUUCAGGUCCAAAAGGGGAGAUGGGUGAAACAGGACCUAUGAGAAUGAUCGGAUUACCAGGCAUCGAAGGACCCAUGGGGAGGUUUGGUGAUCCCGGUCCAAGAGGCUUCCCAGGGGGCACAGGCUUCAGAGGACUGGAUGGUGAACAAGGCGACGCUGGACCCAAUGGAGACCAAGGCCCCCUCGGUGCUGCAGGGAUCCAGGGUCGUCAGGGGGAGAGGGGUGAACGUUGCCCCUCAGGUAUCCCGGGGGUGAGAGGUCAACCGGGAUCCAGAGGAAGAGAGGGUGAAGACGGGGAGGCUGGUGGUCCUGGAGAAAUCGGGACACAGGGCUCAAAGGGCAACAGAGGCACCGCAGGAACCAAUGGAAAGCUAGGACUCAGAGGACCGAGGGGUCGCACAGGACUGCAGGGCCAGUUCGGUCUACCUGGCAUGCCGGGCUCUCCCGGUGCUGCUGCUGAUGCAGGGCAGCCAGGUUCUCCAGGAGUCUCGGGUCACCCUGGAACAUUGGGUCCAACUGGGAGACCAGGACACAUGGGGCAGAGGGGGGAGGCUGGAGUCAGAGGCUCUGCCGGCUUCCGAGGGGGGACGGGACCUCCAGGUCUGAUGGGCCCCUCUGCUGAGAAAGGGCCUCCUGGAUCCAAGGGCCGUCAAGGAGUGUUGGGGCCCAACGGCCCUCAGGGACUGCCAGGCCCAGCAGGCCAGCCAGGCCCAGAGGGCAGCACAGGGAGACAAGGUCCUAAAGGGACUCAGGGCCCAACAGGGUCACACGGGUCGGGUGGACCCAGAGGAUUUCCAGGAGCACCAGGGAUUAUUGGACUGACGGGAGAGGCGGGGGACGAAGGAGAGAAGAGAGCAAGGGGUCCUGGUGGUGAUACAGGUGUUCCGGGUCUGGAUGGGCAACCGGGUCCUCAUGGGCCUGCUGGUGAAGAAGGAACCCCUGGAACUAAAGCUGACCAGGGAGCGCUGGGCCUUCAGGGACAACCAGGGCCCAAAGGACUAAAUGGAGAGCAGGGACCUCAGGGUUCCAAGGGGCUUGAGGGUGAGCCUGGGCAGACAGGCGAAGAGGCGGAUUUUGGAGAGCCUGGAGUUCCUGGAUAUCCAGGUCCUAUAGGAGCAAAGGGAGAUAUUGGAAAUCAUGGUCUUUUGGGAUCAGUGGGCCAUGUAGGACUCCAGGGCACUCAAGGACAAAGAGGGUCAAAAGGAAAAGAGGGUUAUGCCGGCUUGAUGGGUCAAGGGGGGCUGAUUGGGAAGAUUGGACCAUUCGGCUUAUUAGGAAUAAAGGGUUCUGCAGGUAUUUUUGGGAUUCCAGGACCUGAUGGGCCACCAGGACAGAAGGGGGACAAAGGUCCUGCUGGUUUGACUGGGGAGCCAGGGACACCAGGUCUCAAGGGGGGGUCAGGAAGUGCCGGUUUGAAAGGUGACAUGGGGAAGCCUGGAACAGUGGGCUCUGCUGGAGUCACAGGAAUACCAGGUGAUGCUGGUUCAAAAGGCUAUGCUUGUCUUGAGGGGCUGAGAGGAAAGCCUGGACAGAAAGGAGAGCCAGGAACACUAGGUCCUGAUGGCCUGCCAGGAAGUAAAGGACCUCCAGGACUACCUGGAGCAGAGGGUCUCAUUGGUGAGAUUGGGCAACAGGGUCCUGUUGGGCCUCCCGGACCUCAGGUACCACGAGGUAACUCUGGGCUGGAGGGAAUGAAUGGAAAGAGGGGUCAAAAGGGAGAGGAUGGCCAAAGUGGACGUGCAGGGAAGGAUGGACACAUUGGAAAGAGGGGAAAAAGAGGAAAAGCUGGAAAUAGAGGACCAAGUGGAGAUCAUGGGCAGAAGGGAAAGAUGGCAGAUGAGGGGGUCUUUGGUCCUCCAGGGACACCAGGCUCUUCUGGUGAAUCCGGUCCAGGUGGAGAAAAAGGUGGAGUGGGUGCAACAGGCUUUAAGGGAGAACCUGGCGCUACAGGACCACCUGGCCCCCCCGGCAGACAGGGGUUAAAGGGAACUCAAGUCUCUAUUGGGAAGCCAGGAAUAGCAGGCCAGAAGGGAGAGCAGGGAGAUGUUGGCCAACCAGGUAGACGUGGUGCUCCAGGCCUUCCUGGGCUGCCUGGUUUGUUUGGACACAAGGGCCUGAAAGGAUUCACUGGACAACCAGGCCAUAUCGGAGAGAGAGGCGUAACUGGUCCACCUGGCCCUCCUGGCCCCCCAGGAACCUCCUUGAACCUCACACUGACACAACUGAAGGAACUCAUGUACAUAUCAGACGGGCCAAACUACAUCCUGGUUCACACCCUGUUGGACUCCCUUCAGAGAGACCUCCACUGGUUCAUCAGUCCACCCGAUGGUAGCAAACAACAACCAGCUAGCACCUGUCUAGAGCUGUGGCUCGCUCACCCCAACUCCACUAACGGGAUGUAUUACAUUGAUCCUAACCAGGGUAGCCCAGCUGAUGCUCUCCAAGUGUUCUGUGACUUCAGUGCAGAGCCGAAGACCUGUCUGCCCCCCCUGCAGCCUCAGGUUCCAGUUAAAGCUUGGCUGAGCGAUUCUGGCCCCAACCUGUCAUUUCACUGGUUGAGCUCAGUUAAAGACGGCUUCCAGUUUGAGUAUCCAGGAGGAACCGAUGUGGUGCAGAUGAGGUUUCUACGACUGAAAAGCAGAUUCUGCACUCAGACCGUCACAUACUCCUGUCAGCGUGGAACUGUGCAGAACCACCGAGAGAGGGAGGUCCAGUUCCUAUCUGACACUCGCAGGCAGAGCUACCUGGGAGCGCUGCCAGAAUGUGCACUGCUGGAGCCCCUGCAGUCAGAAGUGCAAGAAUCCGUUCUUCAGUUUGAAAGUGAAGAUCUCCACCUGCUGCCUCUCAGGGACCUGGCAGUGUUCGGGAACAAACAAGUAACUACGGAGUUCGGCUUCACCGUAGGACCAGCAUGCUUCAGCUAGGGCCCCCCGUUCCCCAUGUCUCUCAGCAUGAUGCAUUGGUGUGGUGGUCUGCAGCUACAAAGAUAUGAACAAGCAAUCUAUUUCUUUGAGAAAAAAUGACAACUUGUUUUUAACUAUUGUUUUUUAGUUAAAAGUUCAACUUUUUUAUUGUGUGCUGACCAGCCAAAUAAUUCUGGACGUCUUCAGCAAUUUCGUUACUCGAUUUUCGGGUAAUCAGCGCAGUCUUUCUUGCUAACCAAACGGACAGGACAAAAGACACAAAGGGAGCUGAAAUCCUCCAGGAGAGAGAUGCUCUCUCUCUGUUAGCUCGCCCACUUCUUACAGAAGGGAUUUUUGGAACGGAAGUUCUGGACAUUUUUUACAUUUUAGUUGGGUGUGUUUUUGAAACAUUUCAUUUCAUGAUUUUUUUUAUAGGUAUGGUUUUACUUGAUUAUUGUUGUUAAAUAAAAGCAAGGGGGUUUAAGCAGUGCCAUUGUGACAACUUAUGGAUGGGGGGUGUUAGUUUAAAAAUGUAUUCUGUUUCUAAAUACCUGAACAAAAUGUAUUCAGUAACUAAAUCUAAGUUUCACAUUAUAAAAGUGAUCUAUUCUCUAACACAACAAAACAAUGUGAAAUAAGAAAAAAAGGAAACUAAUAUUUUUCUAACCUGCCUUCCAUUAAGCCUACACACCAACACUGAAUCACAUGAGCAAAUACUACAGUUUAGA
Eleginops maclovinus (Patagonian blennie) is the source of this 5127-nucleotide messenger RNA. RefSeq names its product collagen alpha-1(I) chain-like. Bases 53 to 4420 code for a protein of 1455 amino acids. Lineage: Eukaryota; Metazoa; Chordata; Actinopteri; Perciformes; Eleginopidae. The transcript is spliced from 59 exons. Gene Ontology annotation, molecular function: extracellular matrix structural constituent conferring tensile strength. The record is from RefSeq and is a predicted model, not a curated record. Gene Ontology annotation, biological process: extracellular matrix organization.